GUGCAAACAGCCACCAAAGCAGAGGGAUACCACUGGGCUGUUGACUUUCAUAUCAUUGCGCAUGAAGCGCAUCCCGCGCAAGGGCCCAAUGAAGGACGGCGCCACCACAGAGAGAGGGCCGAUGUCGGCCGCCAGCACGGGAGCGCCAGAGGCCCUCGACAUCAACGCGGUCGUCAACAACCUCGGCGUGGGCAUGGCACAAGUCAUCUACACCCUCAUCGGUGCGCACAACCAAUGAAUGCAUUGCAAGUUGAUGAAUUACCAUGAAGGUGUUCUUGUGGCGUUCAGGCGGCAUGGUGCUCUUUGCGGACGGGGCCGAGGUGCUUGUGCUGUCGGUGAUGAACAUCAUGCUGGCAAAGGAGCUAAAGAUAUCCAAGGUGGCCCAGGGGGCCCUCAUUUCUAUCACGUUCUGCGGCGUCGGGCUCGGCGGAUAGUAAGCAACGCAUCACAAUGCGGACACCGCACAUGUGUGGUGCCUAUUGUGUGGUGUGACACGCAGCCCCUCUGGCUUUAUCAGCGACAUGUUUGGACGGCGAGUGCCCAUCCUGCUGUCGUUCUUCGGCGUCGUUGCCGUCAACAUGCUCACGGUGAGGACGCAUGCCCUCUCAGAGGCUCCUCCUGUCUCCAAUGGGCAUAUUCGUGACCUGCAGGUCUUUACAAUGACGUAUGGUGUCAUUGCGAUCUGUUGUUUUAUUUCCGGCUGCUUCAUGAGGAUGGGGGUCCCCGCAUGGCAGUGUUUGGCGGUCGAGGUGUCGCCCACCAGCUGGCGGGUCUUCAUCUCGGCAGCGGGCGGCUCGCUCUUCUCUGUGGGGCAGAUAUACGUCAUCGGUAUCAUAUUCCUCACCGACCCCCGGAUGAAGCACCUCGACUGGCGACGGCUGCUCAUGUAUGUCAGCAUUCCUCCCGCCGUGUGCUUUGUCCUGGCUUACUUCCUUCUCUAUGAAUCGCCGCACUUCCUCUACGACCAAAAACAGUAUGAGCGGCUGAGAGACGUGAUCAGCAUGAUGGCCUUCUGAAACAGGAGCGAAGUUAAAGGCAAAUU
Molecule: messenger RNA, 1042 nt
Organism: Vitrella brassicaformis
Lineage: Eukaryota; Vitrellaceae
Source: the annotation of a GenBank genome assembly